Molecule: messenger RNA, 660 nt
Organism: Zygotorulaspora mrakii
Lineage: Eukaryota; Fungi; Ascomycota; Saccharomycetes; Saccharomycetales; Saccharomycetaceae
Gene: YPT52
Product: Rab family GTPase YPT52
Exons: 1
Coding region: 1-660 (219 amino acids)
Molecular function (GO): GTP binding; GTPase activity
Source: RefSeq, a predicted model, not a curated record
AUGUUUCAGUUCAAACUAGUUUUAUUGGGAGACUCGUCAGUAGGUAAAUCAUCCAUAGUUCAUAGAUUCGUGAAGGAUUCAUUUGAUGACUUCCGUGAGAGUACAAUUGGUGCAGCAUUUCUAUCACAAACCAUAAAAAUCAGGGAUACUUCGAGCGAUUCAACUGAAGAUACGGUAAUAAAAUUUGAAAUUUGGGAUACUGCUGGUCAAGAACGCUACAAGUCAUUGGCACCAAUGUACUAUCGCAAUGCAAAUGCUGCCCUGGUUGUAUACGACAUCACACAACAAGACUCUUUAUCAAAGGCUCAAAACUGGGUGAACGAGUUGAAGAAUAAGGUCGGGGAUGAGGAUCUAAUUAUAUGUCUUCUAGGAAAUAAAUUAGAUCUUUGUGAUUCUAGCGACAACGGUGAUAAACGAGCAGUAAUGACGGAUGAAGCAAAGGUUUAUGCUGAAGAACAGGAUUUGUUAUUUUAUGAAGUAAGUGCAAAGACGGGUCAAGGAGUAAAAGAUGUUUUCCAGAGUAUUGGUGAGAAGCUUUAUCAGAUAAAGAAAGAGGAGAUGUUGAGCAAAAAAGGCCGUCAAGCCGCAAGCGCCAAAGAUAGUGUCAAUGUCAAGUUGCAGAGACCUUCCACUAAUGAUCCAACGUCAUGCUGCUAUUGA